This is a messenger RNA of Metarhizium acridum CQMa 102, 1206 nucleotides long. The record is from RefSeq and is a predicted model, not a curated record. Lineage: Eukaryota; Fungi; Ascomycota; Sordariomycetes; Hypocreales; Clavicipitaceae.
AUGACGACUCGCAAUCUACUCUCCGGUCCCGUCACUCUAUCUGCCGCAACAGCGAAAAGCAGAAAUGUUCUUCAUGCUCUGGAAUACCCGCAGCAGAAAGAAGAUUUCUACAAGCGCAUGGAGACCUAUCGUCCUCUUUUGGCGGAUCUUGUAGCACAUCACCUUGGCACCAAACCAACGGACGUUACUAUUUCUUCGCAAGAUUACUGGCGCCAUGGCUCUUUUAAUCUUUGCAUACCUGUCCAUGUCAAGCCGUCUACGAAGUCGACACCCCCACAGUUGGUGUUGCUCCGCUUUCCGUUGCCUUAUCGCGUUGGAGAAGCAGUGCAGCCCGGCAACUCGGAUGAGAAGGUCAAUUGUGAAGCUGCAACAUAUGCCUGGCUCCAAGAGAACUGCCCUUCAGUUCCUAUACCGCAACUUUACGGCUUCGGGCUGUCUACUAACCAAAGAUUCACGAAUCUUGACUUCCUUCCGUGGUGGUCGCGCUGGUUCCAGCAAGCUCGCCGCUAUUUUCUAGCUACUUUUGGCUUCCAACGGCCUUCACGAUAUGUGUGCCAUCCCUCUAGCCGCUUUGCCGACCUUGAUAUUGGUUACCUGCUCAUUCAAACUAUUACUUCCGGAGAGAUGCUUUCGGAAUCCUGGGAUAAAAAGCGUGACGAUGUCCGUCUCCAAGACAAUCUACAGCGAAGUCUCGCUAGGAUAAUGCUGUCGCUUGCAAGCGUUCCGCUGGCGCGUAUUGGAGCAUUCCGACUGGACAACAAUGGGUAUUUGCGACUGGAUAAUCGUCCGCUGAAUGUUAUGUUUACUAUGCAUGAGAACGAAGGCAUUCCCCUUAAUAUUUCUAGAAACACAACCUUCUCUAGCGUUAAUGACUUUGUCCUUGAGCAUUUAGCGGCUUUUGACAACCGGCUACUCUACCAGCAAAACGCCAUAACUAGCCGUGACGAUGCGUUAUACCAGAUGACCAGUCUAGCUGCCGCAAGAGCUAUAUUCCCGCAAAUGUUCCGGAGAGAGUUUUGUAACGGCCCUUUCGUGUUUACUUUGACCGAUUUACAUCGAAGUAACAUCUUUGUUGAUGAGGACUGGAAUGUUACUUGCAUCAUUGACCUAGAAUUUGCCUGCUCGUCGCCUAUCGAAUUUCUACAACCGCCAUACUGGCUCGAUUCUACGAUCGUAUAUUACCCAACUACUACUCUUACUCUCUAG